Eleginops maclovinus (Patagonian blennie) is the source of this 1951-nucleotide messenger RNA. RefSeq lists its product as uncharacterized. Bases 238 to 1014 code for a protein of 258 amino acids. The transcript has 3 exons. Lineage: Eukaryota; Metazoa; Chordata; Actinopteri; Perciformes; Eleginopidae. The record is from RefSeq and is a predicted model, not a curated record.
GUGCACAGACAAUAUAUCUUCAGGUGAACAUCCAGCCUCUGUUUUCCAGCUUCCUCUGAAAGACACUUCCCCCAUCAUGACGUCAGCUGGAUGUGUGAUUUUUCCUCCCCAUCCCAGCCUCAAACUGACGCAUUCACAUAUCAGCUCUUCAGCAGCAACAUGAGCUGUAUGUUUCUGAAGACACACACACACCCCUACAUGAGUCAACAUGCUCCCUGAGACUCUCCUGCAGCAGUGAUGGCUGCCUUCAGCCCCCCCGCCCCUCUUCUGUGUAUGCUGCUGUGUGUGUCGGUGGCUCUGCAGCGCUCUGACCUGCGUCUGGCCUAUGUGACCCACAACAGCUUCUUCUACUACUCCUGCAGCCACCUCCCGCAGCCCUGCAGCCUGUCGUCCCUCACAGACUGCAGAUGCAAGGACAUCAAGUCGUAUUCGACUCCUGUUUUCGGGGCAAGACGUUUAACAGUUUGGUUCACAUCACCGCUAAACACGGCACGUCUACUCAACAACUCUGAGGUUAAGCACCUUACUCUCAUCCACUGUGGAUCCAGAGAGACGCUUUCUUCGUCGCUUGAGGGACAUUUUUCUGUGCAGCACCUGGAGAGACUGACAAUGGUGAAAAUGGCGCAGAGGCCCGUUUAUCAAAGUCCAGAUGUAAACACAUUUAGAAACACUAACAGUGACCCAGACAGGGAUAAUGGAGCUCACUUUGACACAAAUAGAUACAACAGGGAUGAAGACACAAACAUGGACGUGGUUGAGGACCUGCAGAGAGAUUCCUUCGAUUUUUCCCCAUCUCAGAUCCAGGACAUCUUCCUGGGAAGGGAGCUGGGAGCAGCUUUUCAUGAACAGGCCCGACUAGGAGUCAUCCACAGCUCGGUGCUGGAGUGGGGAGCGGAGGCCAAAGCCUACACUGUCCAAACACAUAUAGACAACGACGGCAUGCUGCCCUUUCAGGACCUCCACCUGCCGAAACUACCAGAGACUUCUGUCAUAUAUGUCAGCUUUGUGUACUGAUACUGAGCUACUCAGAACAACAACAGGAAGAUGAUCCAGUGUUCCAGACCUGCAAACAAUCACUGUCAUGCUCAGCAGGGGUCCUGUUACAAAAACAAUCUUGUUUCUUAAGUUAUCAUGGAAGAUUAUUAAGUCUGGUUUUUCCCAAUUGCUUUUCUCUUGCUUAUCAAACAUGUCUGUUAACCAAUGGCUACCAAACUUUUCUGUUUCUCACAUGACCGGGCUAAAUUACUUUGUAUUUUUCAUUGUCACAUACUAAAAAAUACAUUGACAAAUACAAAGAUUGAGCAGCAAUCAACACUCAAACCUGAGUUAGAUAGUUACGUAUAAAGGAAUGUUGACAUUUUUAAUUACAUUUAGGAACUUUUUUCUUUUUUUUCUUGCAGGCAUACGUCCCUGAUUUACAUGGAUAACUGUUUUACUCCAGAAUGAACACAAAUAUUUGCAGACACUCAAAAACAAGAAAACUAAACACAAUUUUUAUUGUCAAAUAGCUUUAAUUGAAUUUUCCCAAGUAGCCUAGAAAGCAUGCAUAGCUGUUUUUCAGCAUGAUAGGAGAAAAUAUAUCAACUAAUGAGACCCUCUGAGGGACCAUAACAGCAGCCAACCGCCUCCAGCUGACGAGUCCUUUGUUUCUGAAAUGAGAAAAUGGUGUAAUCCCUAAUAUAAAAUGAUAUUGGAGAUCUGGUGGCUUUGUGAAGUUUAUUCUCCUCUUGUUUUUCCUCUCCACGCCACCAAAGAGAGCUACCAUCAAGAAAUUCAUCCAACAAAAGUUCUGAAUUCACACUGACUGAAAACCUGCUGGCUGUUUUUUCUACUGUUCAGAAUGCCACGUUUAUCAGAUGAGAAAAACAGAAGGGUUUAGUAUCCAAGCCGAAUUGGAGGGAGGAAAUUCCACAGAUUUGGACUUUGUUUCAGAAUAAAUCCUUCCCAGCUC